AUGCAGCAAGUACUUGAUCAACAAACAACAUCAAAUUUAAUAUCAUCUUCAUCAACAUCUCUUAGUACAAUUAAUACUAGUGAUAUCAAAUCAACGGAUACAAUCAGUAUGGACGAAUUAAAUGACAGCAAAGAAACAGAUGAUCGUGAUUUGGAAGUAUACCCAUGGCGUCAAAUGCUUGAUGAAGCACGAAAUAUUCUUGGAAAUUCAUCAAUUUCUUCGACAGUAUCUGAUUCUGCAUCAAGUACACCUUCGACAAAAAGAAAAUAA
Rotaria sp. Silwood1 is the source of this 270-nucleotide messenger RNA. Lineage: Eukaryota; Metazoa; Rotifera; Eurotatoria; Philodinida; Philodinidae. The record is from the annotation of a GenBank genome assembly.